Messenger RNA from Triplophysa rosa, 2262 nucleotides. RefSeq names its product pleckstrin homology domain-containing family A member 7 (gene plekha4). Bases 151 to 1599 code for a protein of 482 amino acids. The record is from RefSeq and is a predicted model, not a curated record. Lineage: Eukaryota; Metazoa; Chordata; Actinopteri; Cypriniformes; Nemacheilidae. The transcript is spliced from 6 exons.
GGUUUGAGAGUCAACAAGAACCGUUUCAUGAGUUUACUGGGUUUACAAACACCGGGAGUUCCUCAGCCAAAAACCCUCUCCUACUUUGAUGGAGAGUUCAGAGGUCAUGACAUGGACUGUGUGACUCAACUGGAGCAGCAGUAGGACUUCAUGAAAUGUCACCACGAUUAUACAAGAAACCUCCAAGAGCUCUCCGCCAGUGACAGUAGGACCAACUAUGAACAUGACGCCAAAUUCUCCACCGAAUCCCCUCACGAGCCUCUGCGACUGACACGCGUGGUCACAUCAACCCUUCCGACACCAUUAAUGGCCGAGUGCAUCUUUGUAGAAGACCAUGAACAGAUCCACCAGCAGUCAGCUCUGAAGAACAGCAGGAUCCCCAAAAAACCCAGCAGAAUGAAGCAUGAGACGACUGACAAGACCAGACGCUGCCACUGGGCGGAUUUGCCAGAGGAAAGAGAAAAUCCCAACAAACAGAACGAGUUUCCUGCAAAGGCUGAUGGGAAAGGCUGGAUACACCAUCAGCAGCAGCUCGAGCCUGAAGCUUCAUGUGUCACGAACGGUGAGUCUGACUGUGACCUCGCCAUGACCUCUCAGAGACGAGAAAAUAAAGUCAGACACGUGGAGCGUGAAGACAGACCUCUAAGUGUGGUCAUAGAACACUUCACAGACGACAUUCAAUGCUUGGGACUCAUUACAGCCAAUGAGAAAGAGACAGAUACCAACAAGUGCACAACAGAUACAGCUGUUCUACACUUGAGUAAUGGCUACAGCGGCGACAGGCGCAAAAUUCAGAGCAACAGCACAGAGUUGGCCCAUCCGCCAACACCCCACACUAAAUUGAAGGAUGUGACAUCACAACAAUCCUCAUGCAAUGACAUCAUCGUCAUAGAAAGCCACUCCAUUAAUCAUAUCUCAACACUGACUGUGUUUAAGGGUCAUCAGGGAAAUAAUCAAACACACAAACCUCAAAAGAAAACCAGAAACUCUGAUGGACAAAAGUUCUCCUGUAAUCUUAAAUCAGAGUGUCUUCUGUCAAACAGGCGAUGGUGUGAGGUGGUCCCGGUCCACAGUCAGAAAGCAUUUCUUCUGCCGCCGGAAAAUCCACAAUCAGACCAAGAAAUCAACUGGAAAGCUCAAAAUGUUGAAAACAAUUCCAGCGUUCAUGAAGGUCAGAAUGGAGUCGACUUUGAUGAACGCAAAAGUCCCAAAACAUCUAAUCAACCAAUCACAACAUCUGACAAUCAAUCUACGUGCACCUCUGACCACUCCAAACCGGACCAGUGCAUCUAUGAGGAAAUCCAGAUGAUCUCACCCACAUCAGAAGAUCCCAAACCAAAUCAGAACGAUCACACGCAGCCAUCAAUCGUCACGGCAGACGAUGAGAAAACUGCCACUGAGGAUCACGGGGAGUACAGCAUAAUAAACACAGAAAGCAGAAAGUGUCAAGAGGUGUCCAAAGGUGGAACAGGAAGUGAUGUCACAUGCAAACGAGGGAAGGGACAGAAAGUUAAUAGCUCUGUCAUGAAGAGUUCUGUGGUCAAUCAUCAUGUGCAGGAUUGCAGGCCGCGGAUUACCGUGGUAAGCACCAGUCUGUAGACUGUUAGCUUAGAGCGACUUCAGAAAGUCAACGAGACAGAAAAAAAUAUGAAUAUAUGAGAAUGAGACUGAACAGGAAGUAAAACGCAAGAUAAAAUACUGAAUACAAUUCACUUUUCUCUUAUAUGCUGAAUAAAUUAUAAAUAAAUGAAACAAUAAAAACUAUCCAGUCACCAAACUCAGUUUGUGUGACGCUUAUGAUCUGCAGGUUAUUCUGAGAGCUGAGGUGCGGAAUAAAUUCUGUGAACUUUUUUGUGGUUUUUACUAUUUACAGUAUAUAAAAGUAAUUCCAAUCUCUUUUCAAUUUAAAUGUAUAUUUCUAUAGUGCUUUUCACACUUUUACAUUGUUGCAGUUAAGCAACUUUUUUCAAAAUAAGCCUAAAUUUUAAAACAGACAUAAGGAACAGUUGAGAAAUAAGGAAAAAAUAUUAUUGCAAAUUCAUAAAAUGUGCAUUAGCAUUUUAAUGGUAAAAAUAAUUGUUUGUGAAAAUAACGCCACCAAAUAAACAUAAAAUAUUACUUAAUGAGAUUAAAGACUAAAUGGAAAAUAAAAUAAUAAUAAAAUAAAACAAAUAAAACAUUCAUUGUAUCUGCGUUCCCAACUAUUGUCUAACAUUGUAUUCUCAUGUGGCUUAUGGUUUGAACAUAAUAAAAGUGAUUACU